Molecule: messenger RNA, 2355 nt
Organism: Bradysia coprophila
Lineage: Eukaryota; Metazoa; Arthropoda; Insecta; Diptera; Sciaridae
Gene: Spn28Dc
Product: Serpin 28Dc
Molecular function (GO): serine-type endopeptidase inhibitor activity
Source: RefSeq, a predicted model, not a curated record
UCGCGCAAACAUCCAACAACAACACACAGCCUAUAAGUUAACAUUUUGGUUUGGCCUUUUUUUUUCAUUGAAAUAUAAAAUUGUUGGGUUUUUCUGCUGAGAAUAUCAGUUUGAACGAAGUUUCUGAACCAUUAAGAUGUGGAAAUAGUUUUGGUUUUUUUUUUGCUUGUUGAAUUUUGGUUCGAUCUUUUUAUAUUUAGUUGAACUUCGAUAAGUGAUUCUAGUGACGAUAUAGUUUAGUGAAUUCAGUGUGUAAAAGACCAGAUUUCAAUUGCUCUGAAAUCAAUUGUUUAUUGUGAUAAUUUAAAGAUAAGACAAGAUGAAUGUACCACAAAGAAACCCGAUUGUGCUAGUUCUAUGCUUAGCUGUCCAAUUCCAUUAUUCUGCCGGUCAAGGACUGUCAUUGCAGGAAAUGUUGGACCAAUAUAAAAUCGAUAAUCCCACGUUCGAUCAUAUCGCUCAACCAACACAAAGUAUUGGUGUACAGGCACCAGCCUAUCCAUACGCUCCCGCUUCGAGUGAUCCGAGAUUCGAUCCCCAAAUAUCGAAUUUACUGGCAACGAAUGUAUUACAAAUGGCCCAUGACGUUGGCGAAACAUUACUGAAUACCAGGAGCGAAAGAACCGAGGUGUUUUCGCCAAUUAGCAUUUAUGGCGCGCUGAGUUUACUUCUACUUGGAUCCAGUGGUAAUACGUACCAUGAACUGUUGAGCAUAAUGGGAUUGAGUAAAGAUCAGUACCUAAUCAACAACUCCUGGAAAAUCCAUGAGGAAUUCGGACUACUCAUCGAUGAUAUCGCACAGAAUAUUCGGAAUGAUGCUCAUCCCAGACCACAACCGAACUGGAAGGUGUAUGGUGGCCAACGAUCAAAUAGACUGAGAAAUACAAACGAUGGUGAUGAGUACAAAGUAUCGGUCGCUAACGGAGUCUUCGUACAGCAAGGUUUCUCCAUUCGUCCGGACUACCAAAGUGCCGUGCUCAAUGUCUACAAAAGCAAUAUGAAAAGUCUGGACUUUACUAGGGACAGCCUCUAUGCAACGAAAUACAUCAACGAUUGGGUUAACGAGAAAACAAACGGAAGAAUUCCAGAAAUCGUUAACUUCUUCCAACCGGAUACUAAAGUGGUUCUUGCUAGUGCACUGUACUUUAAAGCUAUGUGGGAGACAACGUUCAUUGAAGGAGCUACUGGACUCAAAGACUUUUACCCAGAUGGUCUCGGCACCACACCGAUCAAAGUACAGAUGAUGGCUCACGGCGGCACUUUUCCAUUCUACGACGCUGUCGAAUACGACUGUCGAAUCUUAGCGUUGCCAUAUCGCCGAAAUCUGUCCACAAUGUACAUUAUCUUGCCAAACAAUUCCAGCCGGAGUCGAUUGCGUCAAUUGCAGUCCUAUCUAACCGCUGACAAGAUUGAAGACAUGAUCUCAAAAAUGGAAUGGAAAACGUCGAUCAUUCUGUUCCCGAAGAUGCACAUCAGUAACAAGGUUGACUUGAAGAAAACGUUCGAGAAAAUGGGGCUGCAUUCGCUGUUCGACGAACGACGCAGUGAUCUAUCGCUGAUAUCGAAUGGGCAGGACUAUGGGAAUGGUAACUACUACAACGAACAGAAGCCUAUUCAACCGGUAUUCGCACCAGUGGCACCAGUGGCCCCACUAUCGUCUGGCUUUACAACGGCAGGUAAUGGCUUUUCAGGGCAUGACUACACGGCAAGUCUAUUCGAGCACAAUAAAUUCGCUGCUGGCGGUUAUUCGCCGGUUCGAGACGAUGACGAUGAACCAUUCUUAUUUUCGCGACAUGGUGAAGACGAAGAAGCUGAUAACGCCACGUCCACCGAGCCACCGAAAAGUGAUGCCGUAACGAAAGCCGAUGAGGAGAAAAAAUCAGAACGACGAAAACGGAACGUCGUCAGCUACAAAGUUCCAAGCGGACUGAAGAAUGAGCCCACGUUAACAUUCAAAGACUACAUUCUCUCCAAGCGCAUCGUAAAGGGAAAUGCGGAUAAGAAACGUUUGCGACAGCGUCGUCAAAUCGAUCCGUCCGCGAGCCUGAAGAAUUUGGACCGAUUGCGGACGGAAUUGUCACAAGCACCUGGUCAGAAUCCGGGUCUAUUUGCUACCGAAAUAUUGCAUAAAGUCGAUCUGACAGUAAAUGAGAAAGGAACGGAAGGCGGAGCGGCGACCAUCACCACUUUAUACCGUACUGGUACGGAUGUGAUAUUCCGUGUCGAAACACCAUUCAUAUUCAUCGUGCGUCACGAUGACACUAAGUUACCAUUGUUCUAUGGAACCGUUGUGGAACCAACCAAUUGAAAUUGAAAUUAAAAAUAAAUUUUUCUCUCGAAUGGGAAUGUUCGGGC